AUGGCAGCCCAGCUUUCCUCGCGCAUCGCUGGGGGGCCGAUGCGGCAACACAAGGCACAGCAACGAACACAAGCCACGCAUGCUCUGGAGAUGUAUGAGCUGGUUCGCCACGGGACUGCCACAGAGAAUGAUGUGAGGAACAAGGCACAUGCAGAUGGCCUUGGGCGCAUCUCUCGGUCCCAAAUUAAGAUACUUUGCCCCAACAGACCCACUCAUGUGAAGAUGGGGCAUGUAACUGCCCUGUAUGGUGUUACCCGCUGCGAUAUCGUGGCUGCCCGUGGUCGACGCCGGAGAGGAGACGUCAUGCAUGAUGGUCGACAGCUCUGCACACAGGCAGAACGUGGGAUUCUUGCCAGUUGGAUGUCGACCAUGAGCGACUUGCACAGUCAUCGAACCAGGCGUCAGGCAACGCUGGCCGUUUGUGAGAUUCUUCAAGUCCGCGAGCGCGCGUUGCAAGACCAAACACGCCUCCAACCGGCUAUUGCAGGUAGCAUCGCACCUUUGUCGGCACCAGAACGGAAACUUUUGCAACAAAAGGAGGCGUACGAUGCAUCGCCAGCCGAGGCUCCCCAUCCGACAAUUAGCAAGCAGUGGUUCCGAGCCCUUGAGAAGGAUUUCGAUUUGCAACUUAUCAGCGCUCAGGCUCAGACCGAGGCCAAAGCCUUGGCUUUGACACCAGAAACCUGUGAGGCAUAUUUUACGUGUCUAGAGGAUGUGCUCUCUCGAUUGGAUUUUGUGCAUCAGACUGGGCGGGACGUUGGUUGCAUCAAGUCAUCAGGCUUAUCGCGCAUUUGGAGUGUGGGCGAGAUACCCAGCCUACGCACUGGACUUGGCAUGACGCAGGUGCACGCCUCGAUGGCUCAUCGCGAGGGUGUUGAUGUCUUCCGUGGCCAUACACACAAUGAGUCAGUCACAGCCGUCUUGGGAAUAUGCAUGGAUGGCGACAUGGCACCGCCCAUGAUGAUACAUGCACAGCCUACCUUGGGCCCACAAGUCAUUGCUCCCACCAACGGCCCGACUGCAGCUGCAUCCGACGCGUCGUUUGCCCACUUUUUGAAUUGCAGCACCCAUUCGGGCAACGUCAACCGGCGCAUUUUCGUCGCUUUCUGUCGGCGGCUCAGGGCAUACGUCGGCGAUUGCGAGCCCUUGCUUCUUCUCUCACACGGCCACCCCACUUGCAUUGAUGUGGAUGUCGUUGCAUAUCUUCGCACCAUCAACAUUUUUCUCUUUGUACUACCACCCAACACCAGUCAUGGCCUUGCGCCAUUGGACCAAUGGCAUUGUUAUAUCCAUCAGAAGUGGCGGGACCUGUGUUUGCAUUCAACCGGUGUCGUGUCUGGUCAUGCCCCAACGCUGGAUGAAGAAAUACAGGCGCUCUACCGUGCCAUCAAUGCAGAACGAGAGUGUCCAAGCCGGAUUCAAUCAGCGUUUUGCCAUGCUGGUAUUACCAAAGCCUCUCGAGGCACGGAGCACAUGUCAAGUCGACCCAGAUUGUCGCGCGCGCACUCGGCUAGUCCACGACGUUCCGUUACCGCAGAGAGGUCGCGAGCGCCUUUGCAAACAGGUCAAGCAAGUCAAGAGAUCGAUGAGGCCAUGCCUCGAACGCCAACGCCUCCAAGUUCGGCUGGAUCUGACUCGACUCCCUUCAGCUCCAGUAUGUCAACUCCGCGAAAGAUUGUGAAAGCACACAGCUUGAACAAAACGUGUGAGCGACUCAAAGCUGUUGCGAGUCGGCUCCAACAAGCACUGGAUAGUCGUCGCGUGGCAUUAACCGACUUGCAGGUUGAUCUUAGCCCUAGUCUUCAACGCGCAACUGCACCUGGCCCUGCACGUCGGGCGGCUGCGUCAUCAGCAGUCAUGGCCAGAAUGCCUCCCUCGGAAGCGGGAGUGUCGCAAGCAAUCGAGGAUACCCCGAUGGCACCGCCAAGUACAUCAACCGCAACCCAUCUACCGGCUAGAUUGGAAGAGUGCGCAUCGAACGAUUAUCAUCUUGUUCACAACGCCCCGGCCGAUUUUGCCUUCUGGCUCAGGCCUGUACCUGCAAACACCUUCCACGCAUCUAGGGACGAGCAGGAUCAAAACCCGACAGCAAUGGAGAUGAUUCAGCUGGACACAGCUGAGAUGCAACAAAUCAUUGAGCACCUUGAUGAUGGCUGCCGCCAACACCGAGAUCAUAUGACUGCAUUGAAGCGCUCCCACACUUGA
Messenger RNA from Monosiga brevicollis MX1, 2205 nucleotides. RefSeq lists its product as uncharacterized. The record is from RefSeq and is a predicted model, not a curated record. The coding region runs from base 1 to 2205 and encodes 734 amino acids. NCBI's taxonomy places the organism in Eukaryota, Choanoflagellata, Craspedida, Salpingoecidae. The transcript is spliced from 3 exons.